AUGAAGAACACGAUCACCAUUUUCAUGGCAGUAGCCUUCUUCUCCUCCAUUCUCACAGUAUACUCCAUCGAAUUUCAAGUUGGUGGUGACAAAGGGUGGGUUAUUCCCACCUCAAAGGAUAGUACUGAUCUCUACGACGUAUGGGCUUCCAAGAAUCGUUUUAACAUCAACGACACACUUCAUUUUGCAUACAAGAAGGAUUCAGUGUUGGUUGUGAGCAAAGAAGAGCAUGCAAAGUGCAAGUCAUCGCACCCUAUCUUUUUCUCCAACAAUGGUGACACUACUUUUGAAAUCGAUCGAUCUGGAUAUUUUUAUUUCAUUAGUGGAGUUUCAGGGCACUGUGAACGUGGACUUAAGAUGAUUGUGAAGGUUUUGGAGCAUGGAAACAUUGCUCAAACUGCAAACCAAACUUCUACGAACAGCAGUGAAGCGGUUUCAUUAAAGAUGGAUAGUACAGUAUGUUCGCAAAUUGUUAUCAUCGUAGGACUCAUCUCAAUGCUUACAGUUUUUGUGUAA
Molecule: messenger RNA, 516 nt
Organism: Lactuca sativa (garden lettuce)
Lineage: Eukaryota; Viridiplantae; Streptophyta; Magnoliopsida; Asterales; Asteraceae
Gene: ENODL5
Product: early nodulin-like protein 5
Cellular component (GO): plasma membrane
Molecular function (GO): electron transfer activity
Source: RefSeq, a predicted model, not a curated record